AUGCUGCACCCAACAGACUACGUCGUCCCCCCAGGCUCUUUGAUCCUGGUCACCGGCGCAAACGGUUACAUCGCGUCGCAAACCAUCGACAUCCUGCUCCAGCGAGGCUACAAGGUCCGCGGGACGGUCCGCACGGCAAAACCCUGGCUGGAUAGAUACUUUACGGAGCGUUACGGGGCAGGUCGCUUUGAGAGCAUCAUAAUUACGAUGCUGGACGAGCUGGACAUGUGUCGUCGUGCAAUGCAAAAUGUUUCUGGAGUGCUGCAUAUCGCAUCCGACAUGUCCUUCAAUUCUGAACCCAAUGCGGUAAUCCCAUGGGUAAAGAGAGCGACAAUUCACCUCCUGGAAGCCGCCGCCAGUCAACAAUCUGUGACGCGAUUCGUGCUGACAUCGUCAUCUACGGCGGCACUGCUCCCGACGCCAGGUCAGAAGACCAUAGUCGAUGAGAAUACAUGGAACGAGGUCUCCGUCCACGCCGCCUGGGAUGAAUCAACGCCGCCCGAGACGAAAGCAUAUCAUAUCUACUCCGCCGCCAAAACCGAACAAGAGCGUGAGGGCUGGCGAUGGGUGAGGGAGCGCAAGCCCCGGUUCGAGUUCAGCACUGUCGUCCCGAACUCCAACUUCGGACGGGUCUUGCACCCUCAAAUCGCAGGGUCGAGUAUGAUCCGAAUGAGAAAUCUCCUACGCGGCGACGGCUCGGUCAUGGACGAGUUCCCUCCACCAGAAUGGUACGUCAACGUCGAAGACACGGCGCGACUGCAUGUCAUCGCACUACUCAGUCCCGCCGUGAAAGGGGAGCGCAUUUUCGCAUUUGCAUCGGAGUUCAACUGGACGGACGUGGUCAACAUCCUGCGCCGGCUGCGUCCAGACAAUGCCCUAAUCCCCGACCCGCCUGCCAACGAAGGCCGCGAUGCAAGCGAGAUCCUCCCCUCGCGCCGCGCAGAGGAUCUACUGCGCGAAUUCUACGGCCAGCCGGGCUGGAUUAGUCUGGAGGAGACCAUUGCUGCUGGAAUUGAGGACGUGCCGUAG
This is a messenger RNA of Aspergillus uvarum CBS 121591, 1029 nucleotides long. RefSeq names its product aldehyde reductase II. Gene Ontology annotation, molecular function: oxidoreductase activity, acting on the CH-OH group of donors, NAD or NADP as acceptor. Bases 1 to 1029 code for a protein of 342 amino acids. Lineage: Eukaryota; Fungi; Ascomycota; Eurotiomycetes; Eurotiales; Aspergillaceae. The record is from RefSeq and is a predicted model, not a curated record. The transcript has 5 exons.